Phragmites australis (common reed) is the source of this 2986-nucleotide messenger RNA. RefSeq lists its product as uncharacterized. The coding region runs from base 308 to 1852 and encodes 514 amino acids. Gene Ontology annotation, biological process: sesquiterpene biosynthetic process. Lineage: Eukaryota; Viridiplantae; Streptophyta; Magnoliopsida; Poales; Poaceae. Gene Ontology annotation, molecular function: cyclase activity. The transcript has 2 exons. The record is from RefSeq and is a predicted model, not a curated record.
GACUACUCGUAGGAGACCUAACCACGAUGUUUAUGUACUUAUUUGACUUUCGACCAAUCCUAUCCAAGAACAUUUCUCCUAUUUUAUGAUUAACUUGUCAAUUGGUACAAAGAAAUAUGCGGAAACAAAAGAUACACCGUUGUAGUAUGCACUUUUGUUGACCAAGAUACCAGUGUCAAAUUCUUCCAUGUUCUUCUUGGCAACUUCCAUUGAUCUCUGCAUUUGGUUUCUUCACUCUGUAAGUUAGUUGUUACUAACUGCAGCGGCUACAAAUCCAUCUCUCCCACAGCUGAUUCUACCGCCGGACAUGGAAGCCGUCGAUUCACGCCAAGAUCAACACCACCACGCUGCAGCAGUGAUCAAUGGCGAGAGGGAGCUGGAGCUCGUCGGAGAGCGCGACAAUACCGCUUCCACCUCACCUGUCGUCGAGCAAGAAGGGCCCGAUCCAAGAACCGACGGCCCGCGACCGCCUGGGCGGGCGCGCCGCCUCGUCCGGAGGCUCCGCCCGGCGAACGUCGCGCGCGCGUGCGGGCGGUGGCUGAAGCACCCGGCGCACCUCGCCCUUGUCGCGUGGGCGCUCUGCGUGGCGGCGUCCGGCUCUAUGCUGGGCCUCCUCCUCCUCGGAGCCCUCGACGGCGCCUUCCCGCGCAGGUCCCUCCGCAACCGUUGGAUCGAGAUCAACAACCAAGUCCUCAACGCGCUGUUCACGCUCAUGAGCAUCUACCAGCACCCCGCUCUGUUUCACCAUGCCGUCCUGCGGCUCUGGUGGCGGCCAGGCGACGCCAAGGAGCUCAGGGAGGCCUACUGCAGGAAGGGCGCUGUCGCCGGCGCGUGCCCCCGCCGCGGCGAGCGGGUGCACAUGUCCGUCGUGGUCGCGCUCCUCCACGUUACCUGCUUCGCGCAGUACGCCAUGUGCGGGCUCUAUUGGGGGUACUCGCGCAAGGCCCGGCCGGACGCCGCCGAGACCUCGCUCGUCGUGGUCGGCACCGCCACGCCGAUUUUCGCCGGCCUGUACAUGUACUUCAGCCCUCUGGGGAGGAAACACGGGCCAAGCGUGCACCAAGAACCGGACGACCGUUCAGUCUCUGACGACGACGGCGGCGCGGUUGAAGUGGUGAUCGCCGCCGGGAGAGCGGAGUGGGCGGGCGGGCUGCUUGACGUCGGCGACGACCCAACGGCGUGCUGGCUCUCGUGCCUCUGCACGUUCUGCGUGUUCGGGUGGAACAUGGAGCGUCUGGGCCUCGGGAACGCGCGCGUGCACGCCGUCAUGUUCGCGCUGCUGUGCUUCGCGCCGCUGUGGGUGCUCAACGUCGCCGCCAUGAACAUCCGGGACGAGGCCGUCGGCGACACGGUCGGCGUGGCGGGGGUCCUGCUGUGCGCGCUCGGGAUGCUCUACGGCGGGUUCUGGCGCGCGCGGAUGCGGCGGAGGUACGGGCUCCCUGGCAGUCAUGCGUGCUGCAGGGCCUCGCCGUCGCUCGCGGACUACGUGCAGUGGAUGUUCUGCUGGGGCUGCGCGUUGGCGCAGGAGGUGCGCACCGCGAACCUCCUCCUCGACGUCGAGGCUGGCAGUGUCCACCAUAGAGACUCCGGUAACGGGCGAGUUGAUGCCACUACUCUGCAUCCUAUGCCGAGGGAAAAUGGAGUCAUGUCGCCAUGUCAAGCAGGGGCUUCCGAACUUGCAAUGGCGGGGACCAUUGACGCCCACUCUAUUCGGCUGGCGAGUUACUCGCCGUGUCGAGGCGACGAGUCACCAUUGCUGCGGCAGGAGCGGGGUAGUAGCUCUUCUUCUGGGGAAAUGAGGCCGCCCGUGCCGCCGUCGAUACCGGACGGAGAACGUCGGCGAGUUCAGUGACAGUAAAAUAUGGGUGUACAGAAUACAGAGAUCAGACAAUGUCUUACUGUUUACACUGCUUUUUCCUUCUCAACUUGUUUUUUUUUUCUGAAUACAUUUCUAUAGCCUGCUCCAAUCUCGAAACUCAAAAAACUUGUGGUGAUUUUUCAGUUUUGAAUCGAUGAACAAAGAGGCAUAUCACAUUGCUUUUCAUUCAGAACACGACGUUGAAAUAUGAUUAUAUUGGCUCUUGGGUGAGCUCAGAUGGCAAGCACGAGGCCAGGGAGGUUCCUACGAGCCCGGUCCGGGAGCCGGCUCUGCCACACCUGCUUCGAUUGCGAGCAUGCCGCAUUCGUCGUCGUCGCCGACGCCGCGUCGGCACUGCUGCCGAGCAUUGUCACGACGAGCGCGGUGUUGCAGUAUUCGCGCACCUCGGUGACGCGGCCGCUGGGGCCCACGGUCCACGCGUGCACCCAGUAAAGCGCGCCCGUCGCGUCGGUGCCCUCGGCCAGCACGGUCGGCCCGAAGGCGUCCACGGACCGGACCGUGAACGGGAGUCCGCCCUGCGCGGCGCCGGCGCCGCCGGUAAGCAGGCGCAUGAGCACCAGGUGCUGGUGCGCGCGUGGGCCGUGGAACCACCAGUCCACGUCCGGGUUCAGCAGCCGGCGCACGGCGUCCCCGUCGCCGCGCUCCAGCGCGCGGUACAGCUCCUCCACCACCGCCUUGCUGCUCACCGCCUCGGCCGCGCCGCCGUCGUCGAGUCGUAUGCCGGCAUCACCGGCGACCUGGCCCUUCUCGCUAGCCAGCUUGGUGGAGUGAGCGAAGUCUCGGAAGAGGAGGGGAGAGAGAUAGCUUGUUAACUAGUGGUGGCUGUGUAGGAGUGUGAGUGCCGGAGAGGUGGAGUGGAGGGAGAAGAGGUUGUCACCUCCUUAUAUAGGAGGACCAUGUGUCUUGGCUUUGUCAUGUGAGUAGGAUACCAAAAGAAUAUUGAUUUUUUCUGGACCAAGCAAUUGAUAAUGCGAUUCAGUUAUAGGUAUAUAUCUUGUUGAUGUAGGAUUCCAAAAGCAUAUAGAGUUUUUUUUUCUGGAUCAAGCAACUGGUAAUGCGAUUCGGUUAUAAGCAUAUAUCUUGGAUUGUUGGUGCAAGUUAAUUAUU